AGAGAUUUAAUUGUUCCUUAGACAAAUAUGAAAUAAAACUCAAACGGAAACCAAUGUACAGUCUGUGGUCUGGAUAAGUGUUUUGGUCUCUAAGUAGAAUCGGUUGCUCCGAAUUCCAAAGUGACGCACCUCCAGCGAGCCAGGAAGGAGUAGGAAUUGGAGGCGAACGCCCAAUCACAUGGACACAGUGGCCGCCGUUGACCAAUCGGGAUGGGAGAGUGGCAGGUGCUGCUGUGGUUUAUCAGCGCAUCUCCCGCGCCCUAGCGAUCGAAUCGAGUCAAUUUCACCUUAAACCCGGGAAAGCGUGCAGGCAAGAGAACAGAGCUUUGAGCAGCCAGACUUCUUGGACAUUUCUCUGGAUACACUCUCCUGGAAAAAUAAUAACAACACUUGCCGUUAGGGGCACACUUAUCUCCAACCCAGAUUUUAAAAAAUAAUCAAGAGCAAACACGACCCAAGAUCUCGCAGCAUUUACUGGUGGGUCCUGUCAAAUUUAUGAUCUGAUCAAAUGUUAGCCGUCGGGCAGAUGGAUAAUCGCCAGAGUGCAUUCGUCCUGAGCAGUACGCCGCUGGCUGCGCUUCAUAAUAUGACUGAAAUGAAGACAUCUAUAUUUCCCUACUCUUUGCAGAAUCCCUCGAGCUUCAAAGCCCCGGCUCUGGCGAGUUUGAACGCACAGAUCCCACUGGGAACGCCGCACGGAAUUAGCGACAUUCUAGGCCGCCCAUCCACAACUGGCAAUCUGCUCUCCGGACUUCCUCGACUGAGCGGACUUGCCACUACGGCGGGGAUGUAUUUUAGUCCAACAGCAGCUGCCGUCUCGAGGUACCCCAAGCCCCUUGCUGAAUUGCCGGGGAGACCACCAAUCUUCUGGCCGGGAAUGAUGCAGGGGUCCCCAUGGAGAGAUCCCAGGUUGGCCUGUCCAACGCAAGGUAGUUUAGUUCUGGACAAGGACGGAAAGAAGAAACAUUCCAGGCCAACAUUUUCAGGUCAACAAAUUUUUGCCUUGGAGAAGACCUUUGAACAAACGAAAUAUUUAGCCGGACCAGAAAGAGCCAGAUUAGCUUAUUCUCUAGGAAUGACAGAAAGCCAAGUUAAGGUGUGGUUUCAGAACAGACGGACCAAAUGGAGGAAGAAGCACGCUGCCGAAAUGGCUACGGCCAAGAAGAAGCACGACUCAGAGACUGAAAAACUUAAAGAAACGUCGGAAAACGAAGAGGACGAGGAUGAGUACAAUAGACCUCUGGAUCCCAACUCAGACGACGAGAAAAUCACACGAUUACUGAAAAAGCACAAAACCGCCAGUACCCUUACCAUCCUGGACCCACACAACAACAGCCCAGAAAUUUUGUGACAAACUUCAACACAAAAAAAGGCGAAAUAAUUAUUUGAAGAACUUCAAAGGCUGAA
This is a messenger RNA of Hypanus sabinus (Atlantic stingray), 1407 nucleotides long. RefSeq names its product NK6 homeobox 2 (gene nkx6-2). Gene Ontology annotation, cellular component: nucleus. The coding region runs from base 509 to 1351 and encodes 280 amino acids. NCBI's taxonomy places the organism in Eukaryota, Metazoa, Chordata, Chondrichthyes, Myliobatiformes, Dasyatidae. Gene Ontology annotation, molecular function: DNA-binding transcription factor activity, RNA polymerase II-specific; RNA polymerase II cis-regulatory region sequence-specific DNA binding. Gene Ontology annotation, biological process: cell differentiation; regulation of transcription by RNA polymerase II. The record is from RefSeq and is a predicted model, not a curated record. The transcript has 3 exons.